AUGGUGCACAAAGAACCACCGUCCAAGAUCUCCAAACGAGGCUUUACCAACUUUCUGUGCAACUCUCCUUUGCGACGAGAAACCUUUACAGAAAGGAGUGGCCGGCAUAAGAAACUCGGUUCGUUUCACCAGUGCUAUCGUCUUGACGGCCGCCUCGUCGCCAUUGGCGUUCUUGACCUGCUACCAGACUGCGUUAGUGCCGUCUACUUUUUGUACCACGAGUCAAUUCAUAAUCUCAGCCCUGGCAAACUCGGCGCGCUUAGAGAGAUCGCGCUGGCUCUCGAGGGUGGCUAUCGUUGGUGGUACUCGGGCUACUAUAUCCACAACUGUCCCAAGAUGCGGUACAAGAUUGAUUUUGCGCCGCAGUAUGUGCUCGAUCCCGAGUUACCCUCCAGCUGGGAUCUCUUGGACAAAGAGGCACUGGCCAAGUUCGAUAAACAGCCCUACGUGAGCUUCUCGCAUGAGCGGGUGGAGGAGUAUAAAACGAAGUUGGUGAAGCAACACCCUAACGGCGACAGCGACAAUUACGGCUUUGGCCUUUUCGGUCUGGGAAAACCGUUGACAUUCCAUGGGCCGGCAGUAGAGGAGCCCGCACCUGAUGGAGGUGACGCGGUGACAGGCACGAGAGAAGAAUCGGGGGAACCAAUUGCCGCCCGUGACGGUGAAGCCAACAAUGGCGACGACGAUGACUCGGAUUCGGACGCUGAGAAUAGCGACUCGCCGAAUGUGCCGCUCUUCACGAGCAAUAUGCCAGGCCUACCGUCCAUGGCAACCGUGGCUCGGUACCACCUCGAUGACAUCCCGAUUCUGACAUCGCUGCAGCCAACCAUGUUUCCUGUUCAUUACCUGGCUGUAUGGGACGAGGGUACAGUCACGGAUGGCACGAGUUUCAAGAACAAGGUGGCGGAACUGGUGGCGAUGAUGGGCUCCGACCUCAUUCCUCAACUCUGCCUGGACUUCCGGAGACACCCGUCAUAG
This is a messenger RNA of Sporothrix brasiliensis 5110, 978 nucleotides long. RefSeq names its product arginine-tRNA-protein transferase 1. Gene Ontology annotation, molecular function: arginyl-tRNA--protein transferase activity. Gene Ontology annotation, biological process: protein arginylation. Bases 1 to 978 code for a protein of 325 amino acids. The transcript has a single exon. Lineage: Eukaryota; Fungi; Ascomycota; Sordariomycetes; Ophiostomatales; Ophiostomataceae. The record is from RefSeq and is a predicted model, not a curated record. Gene Ontology annotation, cellular component: cytoplasm.